This is a messenger RNA of Rotaria sp. Silwood2, 399 nucleotides long. The record is from the annotation of a GenBank genome assembly. Lineage: Eukaryota; Metazoa; Rotifera; Eurotatoria; Philodinida; Philodinidae.
AUGUCCGAUUCGGCAUGUACAAUUCGCACACGUAAAUUCAAAUCAAAUCGACUUUUAUGUCGUCGUCAAAUGGUUGUUGAUGUUAUUCAUCCAGAUCGUGCAUCACUCUCGAAAAAAGAUAUCCGUGAAAAAGUUGCACAACUUUAUAAAACAACAUCUGAUUUGGUAUUUUGUUAUGGUUUUAAUACAAAUUUCGGUGGUGGUAAAUCAACCGGUUUUGCACUUAUCUAUGACACACUUGAUUUUGCCAAGAAAUUUGAACCACGUCAUCAUCUUGUACGACAAGGUCUUGCUGAACCAAAGAAAACAGCAAGAAAACAACGUAAAGAACGUAAAAAUCGUAUGAAAAAAGUACGUGGUAUAAAGAAAGCUGCUGUCAAAGAUGCCAAGAAAAAAUAA